AUGAGCUACACCACCGCGGACCUCGAGUCCUACUUGAAAUUCGCCAUCCACCUGGCCAAGCUGGCUGGCCCCGUCAUCCUCGAGGGAUUCAACACCCGCUUUUCUCCCGAGCGUAGUGCACUCCUGGUUAAGAAGGGCAACACUGCCGACCUGGUCACCGUGUGGGAUCAGAAGGUGGAGAAGAUGGUCCGCGCCGAGAUUGCUGAAAAGAUGAAGACCCACUCAUUUAUCGGGGAAGAGACCGUUGCUGCAGGAGAGGAGUGUGGUCUUACGGACGCACCCACCUGGAUUGUCGAUCCGAUUGAUGGUACCACCAACUUUGUUCAUGGUUUCCCUUUCGUCUGCAUCUCGAUUGGCUUGGCCAUCAACCAAGAACCCGUCGUCGGUGUCAUUUAUAAUCCUAUUCUCAAUCAGCUCUUCACAGCGGCAAAGGGCUUGGGCGCUUAUCUCUCCAAGAUUGACGAGGACCCACGCGAGCAGGGCAAGCGCCUGCCACUGUCCUACCCUCAUCCAGCACCACCACUGCCCUCGCUCUCAAUGGCCCUAGUCGCUGGUGAAUACGGAUCUGAUCGCAAGACCGACGUCAUUGAUCCCAAGGUCAAGUCUUUGCGCAACCUCUCUGCAAGAGACCCCUCUGAUCUCGCGCCUGGACGCGCCGUUGGCCACGCACACGGUAUCCGUUGCUUGGGCAGUGCUGCUAUGAACAUGAUGGCUCUGGCCCAGGGACAGGUGGAUGUCUACUGGGAGGUCGGAUGCUGGGAAUGGGAUGUCUGUGCCGGAAUCAUCAUUGUGCGAGAGGCUGGCGGUGUGGUCGUAGAUGGUUGUGGUCGCCAAGUAACCGAUGGCCAGCUCUUGAUUGGCCGUCGCUUCCUCUGUGUCCGUGGAUGCUGUGGCGAGGAUGGUGAUACCUCUCCGGAAGCAACAUUGGCUGCCCAAAAGAACAUUAUCAAUGAGGUCUGGUCAAUUGUCGAGGACAUUGAUCUCGGUCGUAAAUAG
This is a messenger RNA of Gamsiella multidivaricata, 996 nucleotides long. RefSeq names its product inositol monophosphatase. The transcript is spliced from 5 exons. NCBI's taxonomy places the organism in Eukaryota, Fungi, Mortierellomycota, Mortierellomycetes, Mortierellales, Mortierellaceae. Gene Ontology annotation, molecular function: inositol monophosphate 1-phosphatase activity. Gene Ontology annotation, biological process: inositol metabolic process; signal transduction; phosphatidylinositol phosphate biosynthetic process. Bases 1 to 996 code for a protein of 331 amino acids. The record is from RefSeq and is a predicted model, not a curated record.